GGGGUUGAGUGGCGCAGAGGACCGUCGGGAAAGGCGGAAGUCAGGAGGCCGCCGCCGCCGUUUGUCGCCAGGAGGAAAAUGGCGGAUGUGGAGGAGCGGUUGUCUGGUGAGGAGAAGGAGGGUAAGAAGCACCUGGCAGGCUUGGGGACUUUGCGUCUGGGCAGCCUGAUCACUGAACUCACCGCAAAUGAAGAACUGACUGGGACUGACGGUGCCCUGGUAAAUGAUGAAGGCUGGAUCAGGAGUACAGAAGAUGCUGUGGACUAUUCAGACAUCAAUGAGGUAGCAGAAGACGAAAGCCAAAGGUGUCAGCAGACAAUGGGGAGCUUGCAGCCCCUUUGCAACUCAGAUUAUGAUGAAGAUGACUAUGAUGCUGAUUGUGAAGACAUAGAUUGCAAGUUGAUGCCUCCUCCACCUCCACCCACAGGACCUAUGAAGAAGGAUAAAGACCAAGAUGCUAUUACCUGUGUGUCUGAGGAUGCAGAAGACAUCAUCUUGCCCUCCGUCAUUGCCCCUGCCUCUUUGGCCUCAGAGAAAGUGGACUUCAGUAGUUCCUCUGACUCAGAAUUUGAGAUGGGACCUCAGGAAGUAACACAGGCAGAAUCUGAGAAUGGAAAACUAACCCUACCAUUGGCUGGGAUUAUGCAGUAUGAUGCCACCAAGCUGUUGCCAAGUGUCACAGAACUUUUCCCAGAAUUUCGACCUGGAAAGGUGUUACGCUUCCUACGUCUUUUUGGGCCAGGGAAGAACGUCCCAUCUAUUUGGCGGAGUGCUCGGAGAAAGAGGAAAAAGAAGCACCAUGAUCUGAUACAAGAAGAGCAGAUCCAGGAGAUCACGGUGAUGGCUCCUGUGGAGUCCAAAUUUUCCCAGUCAACUGGAGAUACAGAUAAACUGACAAAUAUCAAACCAAAAGUGGCUGAGUGGCGUUACGGGCCCGCCCGACUGUGGUAUGAUAUGCUGGGUGUCCCUGAAGAUGGCAGUGGGUUUGACUAUGGCAUCAAACUGAGAAAGAUGGAACAUGAACCUGUGAUAAAAAAUAGAAUGAUGGAGGACUUUAGGAAGCUUGAGGAAAGCAAUGGCACUGAUCUUCUGGCUGAUGAAAACUUCCUGAUGGUGACACAGCUGCAUUGGGAGGAUGAUAUCAUCUGGGAUGGAGAGGAUGUCAAACCCAAAGGGACAGACCCUCAGCGUGGAAGCCUGGCAGGCUGGCUUCCUUCCAGAAUGACACCGAAUGCCAUGGCUUAUAACGUUCAGCAAGGUUUUACAGCCACCCUGGAUGAUGACAAGCCUUGGUAUUCCAUUUUCCCCAUUGACAAUGAGGAGCUGGUAUAUGGACGCUGGGAGGACAAUAUCAUCUGGGAUGCCCAGGCCAUGCCCCGACUGUUGGAGCCUCCUGUUUUGACACUUGAUCCCAAUGAUGAGAAUCUCAUUUUGGAAAUUCCUGAUGAGAAGGAAGAAGCCACCUCUAACUCCUCCUGUAAGGAGAAUAAGAAGGAAUCAUCUCUGAAGAAGAGUCGAAUUCUCCUAGGGAAAACAGGUGUCAUCAAGGAGAAACCACAGCAGAACAUGUGUCAGCCAGAAGUGAAAGAUCCAUGGAAUCUCUCCAAUGAUGAAUAUUACUACCCCAAGCAACAGGGUCUUAGAGGCACUUUUGGAGGAAAUAUUAUCCAGCACUCAAUUCCUGCUGUGGAGUUACAGCAGCCCUUCUUUCCCACCCACAUGGGGCCCAUCAAACUCCGGCAGUUCCAUCGCCCACCUCUGAAGAAGGAUUCCUUUGAGGCAGUAUCUCAGCCAGCUCCUCAUUCAGUCCAGCCCUUGCUAAAGCACAUCAAAAAGAAGGCUAAGAUGAGAGAACAGGAGAGGCAAGCUUCAGGUGGUGGAGAGAUGUUUUUUAUGCGCACACCUCAGGACCUCACAGGCAAAGAUGGAGAUCUUAUUCUUGCAGAAUACAGUGAGGAACAUGGACCAUUAAUGAUGCAGGUUGGAAUGGCAACCAAGAUAAAAAAUUACUAUAAGCGGAAACCUGAAAAAGACGCUGGAGCCCCUGAUUGUAAAUAUGGAGAAACUGUUUACUGCCAUACAUCUCCUUUUCUGGGAUCUCUCCAUCCUGGCCAAUUAUUGCAGGCACUUGAGAACAACCUUUUUCGUGCCCCUAUUUACCUUCAUAAGAUGCCAGAAACUGACUUUCUUAUCAUUUGGACAAGACAAGGUUACUAUAUUCGGGAAUUAGUGGAUAUUUUUGUGGUUGGCCAGCAGUGCCCCUUGUUUGAGGUUCCUAGGCCUAACUCCAAAAGGGCGAAUACACACAUUCAAGACUUUCUGCAGGUUUUUAUUUACCGCCUCCUCUGGAAGAGUAAAGAUCGGCCACGGCGGAUCCGAAUGGAAGAUAUAAAAAAAGCCUUUCCUUCCCAUUCAGAAAGCAGCAUCCGGAAGAGGCUAAAGCUCUGCGCUGACUUCAAACGCACAGGGAUGGACUCAAACUGGUGGGUGCUGAAAUCUGGUUUUCGUUUGCCAACUGAAGAGGAGAUCAGAGCUAUGGUGUCUCCAGAGCAGUGCUGUGCUUAUUAUAGCAUGAUAGCUGCUGAGCAGCGACUAAAGGAUGCUGGCUAUGGUGAGAAGUCCUUUAUUGCCCCAGAAGAAGAAAAUGAGCAAGAUUUUCAGAUGAAGAUUGAUGAUGAGGUUCACACAGCUCCUUGGAACACCACAAGGGCCUUCAUUGCUGCCAUGACGGGCAAGUGUCUCCUGGAGGUGACUGGGAUGGCAGAUCCCACAGGGUGUGGUGAAGGGUUCUCGUAUGUGAAGAUUCCAAACAAAGCAACACAGCGGAAGGAUGGUAGGGAGCCUCAGCCAAUGAAGAAAACAGUGACAGGAACCGAUGCAGAUCUUCGUCACCUCUCUCUAAAAAAUGCCAAGCAACUUCUUCGUAAAUUUGGUGUGCUUGAGGAAAAGAUUAAAAAGUUUUCCUGCUGGGAAGUGAUUGAUGCGUUACGCACAAUGUUAACAGAACAGGCCCGCUCUGGAGAGGGACCCAUGAGUAAAUUUGCUUGUGGAUCAAGGUUUUCUGUGGCUGAGCAUCAAGAGCGUUACAAAGAGGAAUGUCAACGCGUCUUUGACCUGCAGAACAAGGUUUUGUCAUCAACUGAAGUCUUAUCAACUGACACAGAUAGUAGCUCAGCUGAAGACAGUGACUUUGAAGAAAUGGGAAAGAACAUGGAGAACAUGUUGCAGAAUAAGAAAACCAGUUCUCAGCUAUCACGCGAACGGGAGGAGCAAGAGCGGCAGGAACUACAGAGGAUGUUGUUGGCAGCAGGCUCAGCAGCAGCAGGAAACAAUCACAGAGACAAUGACACAGCUUCUGUGCCUAGCCUGAACUCUUCUGCCACUGGCCGUUGUCUUAAGAUUUAUCGCACAUUUCGAGAUGAAGAAUGGAAAGAGUAUGUUCGAUGUGAGACAGUUAGAAAGCCAGCUGUCAUCGAUGCGUAUGUGCGUAUACGGAACACAAAAGAUGAGGAAUUCAUUCGAAAAUUUGCCCUGUUUGAUAAGCAGCAUCGAGAAGAGAUGCGAAAAGAACGGCGCAGGAUUCAAGAGCAGCUGAGGCGGCUUAAGAGGAACCAGGAAAAGGAGAAGCUUAAGGGCCCUCCUGAGAAGAAACCCAAAAAAAUGAAGGAGCGUCCUGACCUGAAACAGAAAUGUGGGGCUUGUGGUGCCAUUGGGCACAGGAGGACAAACAAAUUCUGCCCCCUCUAUUAUCAAACAAAUGCCCCACCUUCCAAACCUGUUGCCAUGACUGAGGAGCAGGAGAAGGAGUUGGAAAAGACAGUCAUUCAUAAUGAUAAUGAAGAACUUAUUAAGGUUGAAGGGACCAAGAUUAUUUUGGGGAAACAGCUAAUUGAGAGUGCUAAUGAAGUUCGGAGAAAAUCUCUGGUUCUCAAGUUCCCUAAACAGCAAUUUCCUCCAAAGAAGAAAUGGCGCGUUGAAACCAGUGUUCACUGUGACAAUUUGAAUAGACCUCGUAAGUCCAUUCACCGGCGCCAGACAGACCCCAUGGUGACAUUGUCCUCCAUCUUGGAGUGUAUCAUCAAUGACAUGAGAGAGCUUCCAAAUACAUACCCUUUCCACACUCCAGUCAAUGGAAAGGUUGUCAAGGACUACUACAGAAUUAUCACUCGACCAAUGGACUUACAAACACUCCGUGAAAAUGUGCGUCAACACCUCUACCCAUCUCGGAAAGAGUUCAGAGACCAUUUGGAAUUAAUUGUAAAAAACAGUGCAACCUACAAUGGUCCGAAGCACUCACUGACCCAGAUCUCUCAGUCCAUGCUGGAUCUCUGUGAUGAAAAACUCAAAGAGGAAGAAGACAAUUUGGCUCGUUUAGAGAAAGCUAUCAACCCCUUGCUGGAUGAUGAUGACCAAGUGGCAUUUUCUUUCAUUCUAGACAACAUUGUCACCCAGAAAAUGAUGGCAGUUGCAGAUUCUUGGCCAUUUCAUCACCCAGUUAAUAAGAAGUUCGUUCCAGAUUAUUACAAAGUGAUUGUGAGUCCAAUGGAUUUAGAGACUAUACGUAAGAAUAUCUCCAAGCACAAGUAUCAGGGUCGGGACAGCUUUCUGGAUGAUGUCAACCUUAUUCUGGCCAACAGUGUUAAGUACAAUGGGCCUGAGAGUCAGUAUACUAAGACUGCUCAGGAGAUUGUGAACAUCUGUUACCAGACAUUGACUGAGUAUGAUGAGCAUUUGACUCAACUUGAGAAGGAUAUUUGUACAGCUAAAGAAGCAGCUUUGGAGGAAGCAGAUUUAGAAAGCUUGAACCCCAUGACUCCAGGCCCUUACACAUCCCAGCCUCCUGAUUUGUAUGAUAACAGCACAUCCCUCAGUGUGUCUCGAGAUGCCUCUGUAUUUCAAGAUGAGAGCAGUAUGUCUGUCCUGGAUAUUCCUACUGCCACACCAGAAAAGCAGGAAAGUGAAGAUGCAGAUGGUGAUCUUGCAGAUGAAGAGGAAGGAACUGUGCAACAACCUGAAGCCAGAGUCCUGUAUGAGGAUUUGCUUAUGUCUGAAGGAGAAGACGAUGAGGAAGAUGCUGGGUGUGAAGAAGAAGGAGAUAAUCCUUUCUCUGCUAUCCAGCUGAGUGAAAGUGGAAGUAACUCCGAUGUAGGAUCUGGUGGGAUAAGACCCAAACAGCGCUGCAUGCUUCAAGAGAACACAAGCAUGGGCCUGGAAAAUGAAGAAAGCAUGAUAUCCUAUGAGGGAGAUGGUGGGGAGGCUUCUCCUGAUCUGGAGGAUAGCAACAUCAGGUAAUCGACUGCAACAUGCUACAGG
Manis javanica (Malayan pangolin) is the source of this 5313-nucleotide messenger RNA. The record is from RefSeq and is a predicted model, not a curated record. Lineage: Eukaryota; Metazoa; Chordata; Mammalia; Pholidota; Manidae.